This is a messenger RNA of Camelina sativa (false flax), 355 nucleotides long. It is a transcript of the gene CDT1, whose product is annotated as cadmium tolerance 1. The record is from RefSeq and is a predicted model, not a curated record. Lineage: Eukaryota; Viridiplantae; Streptophyta; Magnoliopsida; Brassicales; Brassicaceae.
CCCAACCCCUAAACUUAUCGCCAAGACACACACACACACAACACAACAACAACAACAAAAUGAAAGCACCUGCACAGCAAGACAUGACUUACUAUGGCAAUGUCAAGAAACGGCAAGACGAACAAGGCUGCUUAUACGCAACGUUUUACGCGUUGUUCUGUUGCUGUUGCUGCCACGAGACAUGCAAGUGUUGUUGCUGCGUUUGAUUUCUAUGUAUCAUCUCAAAAAUUAUUCCAUAUAUAUUAUUAUGUGUCCCUCGCAUUUGCUCUUUUAGAUCUACUGAGUCUUGUGAAUUAAAUGUUGAUCAAUAACUUUAUAAAUGUCUCGUGAUAAUAUUGAAUAUUACUGAACUACA